UCCUUACGGAGAUUUUUGCAUCUUCAGCAGCCUCAGGUGAGGUGCCAGAUGACGGGGAGAUUGCAGAUCUUGUUCCUUUGUUCAAGAAGGGCAGCAGGGAUAAACAAGGAUGUCACCCGGUGAAAUGAGGGUUCUGCUGCUGAUCCUGGGUUCUCUGGCCGCAGACUCCGCACUCGGUGAUCCGUGUGUAACCCACACCGUCCUGGAUCAGCCCUGGAGGAGCACGAAUUGUUCCGACACUGAGUGCACCGGCCGAUGGAUGGACGACAGAGAUCUUGUGUUGGGAUGGUACAGAUUUAACAGUUCCGGCAGCCGGAAGAUUCCCGAGACUGUCGUUCCAGUGAAUCACUGCUCCGGGGAGAGACCGGGCUGGUUAAACGGUGCCCAUCCCAGUGUGGGAGAGGGGGAGGUGACCAGGACCGUCUGCUUCACCUGGGAUGGAAACACCUGCGACAGGGAGCAGGCGAUCAGGGUGAAAAACUGCUCCGGUUACUUUGUGUAUCAGCUGAAGCCGCCACCCUACAGUCGCUCUGUGUAUUGUACAGCCCUCGGGCGCCAGCCUGAAGAUCUCCCCCGGGAGUGGGUCUCAGCAUCGGGCUCAGUGGCUCUUCUCUUCCCGCCCCACUCACCAGUGUGA
Molecule: messenger RNA, 637 nt
Organism: Pristis pectinata (smalltooth sawfish)
Lineage: Eukaryota; Metazoa; Chordata; Chondrichthyes; Rhinopristiformes; Pristidae
Product: uromodulin-like
Exons: 6
Coding region: 110-637 (175 amino acids)
Source: RefSeq, a predicted model, not a curated record